Lactuca virosa is the source of this 1341-nucleotide messenger RNA. The record is from the annotation of a GenBank genome assembly. NCBI's taxonomy places the organism in Eukaryota, Viridiplantae, Streptophyta, Magnoliopsida, Asterales, Asteraceae.
CCAAAAUAGAAAAAGAAAAAGGUAGAGAUUUGACUUUUGAGGCUCAUUUGUACGUUUUUGCACACAGAUCAAGAAUACCGUUGAAUCAUCUUCCCCGGUGUCGCGAAGGUUCAUCGGGUCUUCCGAUUUGCACCAUCUUCAAGAUUUAACACAAACCCUUCUUCCUACCCAAUUCUCAAUUUCAAUCACCUCUUCCGAUUGGUAAUCAUCAUCGGUAGGGUUUUGUAGUUCGAUUAAAUCAUGGAGGAAACAGAGGGAGGUCUAAGCUUUGAUUUCGAAGAACCUGCCGCAUCUUUAGCUGUAAUCCACCAAUCCGCUGAUCGUAAUAGUAAUAAUGAUAAUAACGUAUCAUCCGCUUCUGCAGUGAACGUGAACUCAGCCUCCGGCGACAACCCAGCUUCAAAUUUUCCGGGACGGAGGAGCUACCGUCAGACCGUAUGUCGCCACUGGCUCCGCGGUCUUUGUAUGAAAGGCGAGGCCUGCGGAUUCCUCCAUCAAUAUGACAAAUCAAGAAUGCCGAUAUGUCGAUUCUUCCGGUUGUACGGAGAGUGCCGACAACAGGACUGCGUUUAUAAACACACCACCGAAGAUAUCAAAGAGUGUAACAUGUAUAAAUUAGGGUUUUGUCCCAAUGGUCCUGAUUGUCGAUAUAGACAUGCAAAACUACCUGGACCUCCUCCUCCAGUUCAAGACGUACUCCAAAAGGUUCAUCAAUUAAAUUCCAGUCAUGGGAAUCCCAAUAGGUUUUUCCAGAAUCGGAAUUCCAACCACUCUCAGCAAUCCGAAAAAUCCCAAUUUCCACAAGGGGUAAAUAGUGUCAAUCAAUUCAUCAUACCUACCUCAACAGAUUCUUCUACAUUUAGCCAGACAGCUUAAUUUUAUGUCCAAUUGAAUGGCAAACAGAAGUGAGUGUUCAGAGAUCUAAGUUUUUCCUUUAGAUUUUACAUGUGCGUUGGAUUUCGAGGCGAAUCAUACACAAUGUUAGGAGGGAAAAGAAAGCUAUGGAAAGCAACAUAUGGAAAUUGACUAUCUUCUUCUAGCAUAUGUAAAUAGUAAGAGACACCCCCAGAAGAUUCACCUUGUACUCAAGGUGAAAUUCUGGGAAUUGAUCAAGGCAAAUCUUGCCAUUUAGUCAAUACUUCCAGUUGCCCUGUAUUUGUGUGUCAGACACUGUAAUAAUUCUAGUUGAUCUGUCAACUAUGGUGGUAAUAUAUAUGUUGGACGAAGUACAUGGUACAAUGGUUCUUUGCAGUUGUGAGAUAUGAAAAACAUUAUGUAAUAUGAGACAUAACCUUCCCAAUUUGUUCAAGAUAUUCAAAGGGUCUAUGCAAUCUUGCUCAC